UACAUAAUUAUCAUUUUGCCCUCAUCACUCUGCAGCAGUCUUUACCUGAGCAAGUUCAGUUCCCCUUCUGCAAAUUUGGAAUAUCAGAGAAAACCCUAGCAGUGAAAAAUGGAUGAGGACAGAAUCAUGGAGAUGGAGAGAUACCAGAUCCAGCAGAUUCACCAGCUCGAUCUUGAAGAAUUGGAGGUCGAAGAAGUCGAUCAUCUCCAACACUCUGACUCUGACUCUGACUCUGACUCUUCCCAUGACCACCUUAACCCUACUGGUGACUAUGCUGACACAUCUGGAGAAUUCACUUUCAAUCCCAGUAUAACGUCUUUACACUCAUAUCUUGGUGAUGUUGAAGACACGCGCCACAGGACUGCUUUUUUGGAUGGUGGUGCUAUAUUGAACCUUCCACUAUUUUGUCUCCCAGGAUUUGUACUCUUUCCCGGGGCUACUCUUCCCCUUAGAGUUAUUGUACCCAAAUUUGUCGCUGCUGUUGAAAGAGCUUUGAGUCAAGUUGAUGUUCCUUACACCAUUGGUGUGGUUCGAAUUCACAGGGAUACUGCAAAUCGCAGGAUGAAAACAGAAAACAUUGGGACAACUGCAGAGAUUCGACAAUACGGGCGUCUAGAGGAUGGUUCACUGAAUGUGGUUACCCGUGGACAACAACGAUUUCGCCUAAGACGGUGUUGGACUGAUGUGGAAGGAGUGCCUUAUGGAGAGAUCCAAAUUAUUGAGGAAGAUCUUCCGUUGAGAACUCCAAGGGAUGCUUUUGGCAAAUCAGCACCAUUAAGUAAUAUGCCCUCUAACCAUGCCGUCUCACAUAAGUUGUCUUCAAAGUGUUCGCGUGUUAAAAUGCAUGGGUCAAAAAAUGGGGAAAAUGAUUCAGAAACAACUUCAGAUGAGAGUUUUGUGAGUGAGCUUUCACUGAUGGAAAAGAGAAUCCACCUAUCAGUCAUUGGCUCUAGCAAUGUGCAUGAUAUGAUGGAUGAAUCAGCAAAUAGCAGUGAUGUUGAAUUCAUGCAUAAGUCAGAUCAGGAAAUUAUAUCCAAUUUGGAUGAAACCAAAAAUAUGGAUUCAAGAAUUGGGAAUUGUUCCACUUCCGGAAAGCAGUCAUCCAAAGAAGAUGAUCUUGAUAAAUUUGGUAAAAUUAUUUAUGCCUGCCCGUCACAUAAAAUUUCAAGAGCAUUCUGGCCCCAUUGGGUAUAUCGUAUGUUUGACUCCUAUUGGCUUGCGCAAAGGGCUGCAGAUAUGUGGAGGCAAAUAAUUGGGGUGCCUAGCAUGGAUGGUCUCAUUAAGAAGCCUGAUGUUUUAUCAUUUCAUAUCGCCAGUAAAAUACCUGUGUCUGAAUCUACAAGGCAGCAGCUUUUGGAUAUCGAUGGCAUCGCAUAUAGGUUACGCAGGGAAAUUGAAUUACUAGAGAGCAUUGAUCUUAUCCGUUGUAAAAGCUGCCAGACUAUAAUUGCGAAACGAAGUGAUAUGUUGAUGAUGUCAAGUGAGGGUCCCCUUGGUGCUUAUGUGAAUCCAGGUGGAUUUGUGCAUGAGAUAAUGACUUUUUACAAGGCAAAUGGCUUAGCUCUCAUUGGGCCAGCAUCUACAGAAUACAGUUGGUUUCCUGGGUAUGCGUGGACAAUAGCUGAAUGUGCCACAUGUAAAAACCAAAUGGGGUGGCUUUUUACAGCCAUGAAGAGAAAACUGAAACCCUGCUCAUUUUGGGCGAUUCGUAGCUGUCGAGUUGCAGAAGAAAUACGCGGAAACCUUUAAUUCUGCUGAUGUUGUAGUGGCCAUAUAGUUACAAGUUUGAUACGUAUACAUUCAUAAAUCCCCAGCUAAGUGUGGAAACCCUUGUUCAUGUACCCGGCAUGGUUCUAUUAUGUAUAUGAUGCAAUCUUCAUGUAGCACUGUGUGUGGUGAUAUUAUGUAUAUAAAUGAUGUAUGUUUGCAAUAGCUUGAAAGAAACGAAUCACACAUGAAGACAAUUUUGGAAGCAAAUUUUUGUAACUCUAGCUGUGGUGUAUUCACAGGUUAGAUAAAGAAGCGGCCUAUUUUGUUUUCGUUUGA
Messenger RNA from Gastrolobium bilobum, 2046 nucleotides. RefSeq lists its product as uncharacterized. The transcript is spliced from 10 exons. Gene Ontology annotation, cellular component: Cul4A-RING E3 ubiquitin ligase complex. Gene Ontology annotation, biological process: protein ubiquitination. The coding region runs from base 109 to 1749 and encodes 546 amino acids. Lineage: Eukaryota; Viridiplantae; Streptophyta; Magnoliopsida; Fabales; Fabaceae. The record is from RefSeq and is a predicted model, not a curated record.